Maylandia zebra (zebra mbuna) is the source of this 4794-nucleotide messenger RNA. RefSeq names its product cAMP responsive element binding protein 3-like 1 (gene creb3l1). Gene Ontology annotation, biological process: regulation of transcription by RNA polymerase II. Gene Ontology annotation, molecular function: cAMP response element binding; DNA-binding transcription factor activity, RNA polymerase II-specific. The record is from RefSeq and is a predicted model, not a curated record. NCBI's taxonomy places the organism in Eukaryota, Metazoa, Chordata, Actinopteri, Cichliformes, Cichlidae.
AGAAGCGCCGACGUCUCAGCGACACGCAACUCGAGGAGGAUGUGAAAAUUUGACAUUUGUCAGCGCUGAACAGUGAGAGAGAGAGAGAGCAGCAGCAGCUGGAGUCACACACAGGCGGCGCGAGGCCGUGUGAAAACAAACUGCCCGCUUUUUAAUGGUCUGACUUAAAGACGCGCACAGCUGUCCAUCCGUCCGGUGAGCUGCAGACAGACGCAGGCAGUCAUGAUGGACUCUAUCUUAGACAGUUUAACAGCGGAGAAACUCUAUCCGUCCGGAGGGACCAACCUGUUGGACCUGGAGGAACUCAGCGACGGAGAUUUUCUCACUAAUGUGCCUUUCUCGGGUGACCAGAUGGACGACUUCAGCAGUGAAUUAUUUAACAGUUUCUUCGACGACCAUGUAUUAGAGCGACCCCUACUGGCAGAAAGACCUUCAUUUUUACACAUUGACAUGGACAGCAGCCCAGAUAUUCAAGCAGAGCACAGCUACUCCUUGAGUGAAGACUCAGCCCCCCAGAGCCCAGCCCUGUCAGUCAAAAUGGACCAAGACUCUGAGUUUGAGUGGAGCUUCAGCCAGGACCUGUCAGCUAUCUUGGUGAAGCAGGAGGAGCCUGAUGUUGGCCAAAGGUUAGAUCCUCAGCCUUUGGAAGCCCCGCCUCUCAUAUUAAGCCCUGCCCCUCCACACAGAGGCUCACCAUGGAAACACACGGAGUGCAGUCAAGAGGAUAUGAAGCUCAUUGCUAUAAAAGAUGAACCCAGAGAGAUUGGACAGUACCUCAGCCUGCCCAGCGAUGAUGCUCUCCAGCUGCCGCCCACCCCUCCCAGCAGUAACCACGGCGACAGUGAUGGCUCACUGCCCCCCUCCUCCCCACACCUCCCUCUGCCGCCGUCUUCCCCUCAACCACAACAGAGGCCAGGAGGUCGCGCCUCGUCCUCAUCCUCAUCUUCUUCGGCCAUCUCCUCUUCGCCCCUCCUCACCGCGCCGCAUAAACUGCAGGGUUCGGGACCCCUCAUGCUGACAGAAGAAGAGAAGAGGACCCUGGUUGCGGAGGGUUACCCGGUACCUAACAAACUUCCUCUCACGAAGAGUGAAGAGAAGGCACUGAAGAGAGUCAGACGAAAGAUCAAAAAUAAGAUCUCAGCUCAGGAGAGUCGGAGGAAGAAGAAAGAGUAUGUGGAAUGUCUGGAGAAAAAGGUGGAGAAUUACACGUCAGAAAACAGCGACCUGUGGAGAAAAGUAGAACACCUGGAGACAGCCAACAGGUCUCUCCUACAGCAGCUCCAGAAGCUUCAGUCGCUGAUUUCAGGGAAGGUCAUCCCCCGUUCGUGUAAAAUGGCCUCAACUCAGACAGGAACAUGCCUCAUGAUGAUGGCCCUGUGUUUUGUCUUGGUGUUGGGCUCCUUCUCUCCCUGCAUUUCUCCCCUCUCCCUGGUCAGUCACACCUCCUCUUUGCCCUCCUCCCCCGCUUCUUCUCAGUCCUCCCCCUCUUCUCAUUCUUCUCCAUCGGCGGACCUCUACACCACCAGUCAGGUCCGCUCCCGCAGCCUGCUCUUCUACAACGAAGAGGCUCCACUGGAGGAGAGUUUAGCGACAUCAGAAGGAGAGAGGCUACAGUCAGAAGGCCACUCCCACAACCAGAUCAGCCGAUACACAGCUGACGGCCACAGCAACCAGACAAGCGGGUCCAAGAUAGAGCAGAGAGAAAGAAAACCAGAUGGAGACUCUGAGUUUUUCUGACACAGCUCAGCCUCUCCUCAUCUAACUUCUCAGCCCUGAAUCCCUCCAAAGGACCCCAAUGCUCCAGGUUGCUGAAAUCAACAUCCAGCUGGACCAAAAAACGUUUUCUGUUAGUUUGUUAGAAAAUCCAUUAUCAUCAUCUCCUCUAGUGAGCUUAGAUUACGGCUCCCAUCCUGCACCUCUGUUACCAUGCCUUUAUCUACAGCGUCACUUCUCUGCUUUGACAGACUCUGUUGUACUUGAACAUUCUCGAUUUUAAACAGACCUUCGUGCUGGAAUCUCCAUUGUUAUGCACAAAAAAGAAUCUUGCAUCAUUUUAAAUACUCAACGAAUCUUUUUUUAUAUGUAGUUAUUAAAAAAUAGUUUAUAACUCACAAAACAUUAAAAACACAGUCGCCUUACUAAACUUUAAAGAACCUGCAGUCAGAGCUUAUAGAUUUGAUUGGCUUAAACAGGCCAUGAGCACAAAAUAGCCACAGCUGCCAAAAUGAAAGGCAUAUAUGAGUCACUUAUGCUGUGAUCACGCGUAAAGACCUUUUGUGUUACUUUGUUAGACAGCCCUAAAGAUGACCAUCUAAAACAGUUGUUUCCCGUUUCCAGAAAUAUAUUUAAUUCCUCCCCAAAACAAAUGAAGUGUAGCGUUCCUGUUCAGAGCAAAGCAACGCGGUCUUUUUGCAAGAGCAAACAGAAAGAAUUAUGGGAAUGUGGCUGAAAGAAAUGUAAAAAAAAAGGCAGUGUGCAUUUAAAAACAGUGAAAACGUGACGUCCACUGUGGGAUUCUAGUUUUUAUCAUGUAGUUCUUGUACUUUUAUUCCAAGAUGCUCCUGAUGUGCCACAUUAGGUUGGUGAACAAAGCACGAAGGGCUGCAUCUGCUUAAUAUGUCAUCAAUGUGUAUUUUUUCCGCAGUAUGAGCCUCUGUUGUGUUUUUAGGUCAUCUCUCCUCUGCUCUCUGUUUCCCCGUAUACGUGAAAGCCCUUCCUGUACACACAGAGUGGAGCAGAGCAGUUGACCUAAUAGGAACAUUUGUAACAGGAAACACUUUUAAGCCAAGUGUGAAAUAGAUAACAGCAUGUGUAAGCACCAACACCAACUAGGCAUCAACAUAUGCUUUUGGAAGCCGUGCCAUUCUGAAAGUGCCUUCCACUUCGCUCAGUUGAAUAUGACCAACUUGGCCUUACACCUAAAGUCCCACAUGGAAACACAGGCCUGAAAAUGUUCCUCGAACUAAACGAUUUGUUUAUUCUGUUGCAGAAAAUGGAUGAAUCAUCUUUUUUUAAAUCUGGGUGAAACCUUUUUAUUUCACAUUCCUUUACACAUUUGAGAUCACAACAGUCGCAACUUGUUUGACAAAGAUCUCUCUUACAGAUCCAAAAAAAGUUUCGCUUAGCGCAAUCAACACAGGGUGUGGAUCUUUUAUCUGGCUUUAAGAAAAAAAUUAUUUCCAUUACGCUUCAGCUUUUUUACAUCUGCAUCUGACAUUUGAAUAAUUGAAUAAUUUUUUCCAGCUCUGACCAAAAUUCUGCUCUGUUUCUUUUGGGAGAGAGAUCAUAUUUUCAUACCGAGGGAUCAUAAAGAGGUUGGGGAAACAUGACAAAAGUAUUUUUAUGAAAUUAUAAAAUGUAUAUGUAAUAUAUUUGCAGCAUUAAAAAAGAGCAUAUUUAAUUUAUGCAUCAAAAAAAAAGUUACUUUAUCUUAUUGUCUCCAUUUUUUUUAAAAAUAACGUUUAAAAAAAGCAUAAAAAUACAACUUAUAAUAUAUUCUGAGCAUCAAAAAAAGAGCAUAUUUAUUUUAUGCACAAAAAAAAGGAAACAAGGAAAUAGUGCUACGUUGUGUUUUGGCAUUUAGGAUGAUGUAACGUUUUACAUGCUGAUUCAUCAGGUGUAAAGCUUUGACAUGAUCUGUUUCUGUCUUUUAACUGUAAUACAGUGUUUAUGUUCCACUGCUGUCGCAUGAAAAUCUCUGAGGGUUCCUCGCAGUAAUUUGACCAAAAAUAAUCUCCAGAAUAUAAGAAAACAAAAUAUUUGGGAAAAAAGUUUAAUUUCUAUAUAUAUUUUUUUGGUAAUUAAAUGUAAAAAGUAAACUUUGAAUAAACUACACAAAAAGUAUAGCAAUCCUGAUAUAAAAAUGUGGUCAUGCGACAGCAGUGUAUGUUGUAUUUAUUCCUGUUUGUAGAAAGUUUGUAUAUAUUGAUGAAGCCAUUUAAAUGACUAAUACAUUCCAGGCAGUAAAACACCACUAGUUUUGUUAAUUACAUAACUUGAUUGAAAACUGACCAAAAAAAAACAAACACUUUUUGACAAGGUUCAAGAAACAGUGGGAAAAAAAACACCCUUAAUGACCGGUAUUCCUUCAAAAUAAAAGCCUUAUUCAUUAUUUAAAUCCUUUAAGAACGUUCUGCCACUUCAAAAUCAAUUUUAAGCGCCAAAAAUUUAGCUACCACAGAUUUUCUGCUUUUCUUACUCACGUCGUCUGUAUCUGUUUCACGUUGUGACUGUUCCGUCAUGCCGCACAUGCUCCAAAAAAAAGAAAAAAAGAAGAAAAUCAUGUGACUGCAGCCUGUCAUUUUCACCCGUGAGUCUUAAUGCACCGAUGUACAUAAAAAAAAAAAAGACAACUUAAUGUGCAGUUGUUGUAAAUAAGGGUCUUGUUUUUGUAUUGUGACAUAGUCCAAGAUCUUAACCUGUGGAAUCUAAUGGGGAAAAGAAAAUUAGAGGGGUGGGAUUUAAAAAAAUAAAUAAUGGGGUGGGUGAUUUUUUUUUUUCAACUUGUAAAGAAACCUGGAUGACGAAGCAGCUGCACAGUUUGAAUAGUUGUCAAACACCAGGAGGUGCUUGAUUAUUCCAACCACUCCAUGAAGAUUUGGAAUCUAUUUGAAUGUCCUGAGGGAAUAAUCAAGCAUUUCCAGGGAGUUCACUUAUUUGAAAUGUGUAUGGAUAUGUCGCCUUGGUUUGUUGUAUAGCGUCUUGCAUGUUUCUCCAUACAUAAAUAUAUCUAUGUUAUCUUAGUAUAGUCAGUAGAGUAGAAUCCAGCAAAAUAUUAAAAAACUGCAUCAGCAA